UGAUUUUGGACUUAGUGAACCAUGUGAAUACGGACCCCAUGCAAGCCAGUUUCUUCCAGUGGUCUACUCCCUGUUCUUCGUGGCGGGCUUCCUGGGCAACAUGCUGGUGCUGUGGGUCAUCCUGAGAGGUGCUCAGAUAAAAAGCAUGACUGAUGUGUCUCUAAUGAACCUGGCCAUCGCUGAUCUUCUACUAAUCUUCACUCUCCCGUUCCUGGCUCACUAUGCCAGAGAUACCUGGAUAUUCGGUAACGUCAUGUGCACUCUGGUCCUCAGUGUGUACUACGUUGGAUUUUAUGCUGGUAUUUUCUUUAUUGUGUUAAUGAGCAUCGACAGAUACUUGGCUAUCGUCCAUGCUGUGUUUGCCUUGAGAAUCCGAACAAAGGCUUAUGGGAUUUUAGCAAGCAUGGUAGUCUGGAUGCUAGCUGUUGCAGCAUCAUUUCCUGAGCUACUGUAUCUUGGAGUUGAACCAUUUGGAAAAGAAUUAGUUUGCAGCGCUUAUCCAAAAAAUAAAGAAAGUCACAAUAAUGUGAGAAGUGCAGCUUUCAUUAAAAUGAAUGUUUUAGGCAUGCUGAUCCCACUGAGUAUUGUAGGAUUUUGUUACUCGAUGGUGCUCCGGAAGCUUCAGACCCUUCAAUCCUCCAAGAAAUUGGCCAUUCGUCUUGUUGUUGUGGUCAUGGUGGUCUUCUUUUGCUGUUGGAUACCGUACAACAUUGCAGCGCUCCUCAAAGCACUGGAACUGAAGCACAUCCUGUCUCCAAAGUGUGAGCUUAGCAAAAAUAUCCAAUUGAUGCUGCAAGUCACUGAAGCCGUUGCAUAUUCACACAGCUGCCUCAAUCCGUUCCUCUAUGUGUUUGUGGGAGAAAAGUUCAGACGGCACCUCGCCAGGCUCCUCCUCCAGACCCCAAUGGUCAAAGUGGAGUGUAUGAGCCACUACAUGACCCAGGUCUCAGGCUCUGUGUAUUCACGAACCACAAGCAUGGAUGAACGUUCAGCUGGUGUCUGAAUGGAGGAACAAGAAAUCUGUUUUGUUUGUUUGUUUUGCAAUGCAGUGCAUGUAUUGAUUAUUUUCAUUUUAUUACUGCAUGUACAAAUGAAAAUUAAAUAUCUCUAUCUAGUUAUAAAUUUCCAUUUUACAUUUAUUUUAGCUUUUGUUUACUCAUAGAUGUAUCUUUGUAGCUUUACAUUUUGGAUCUUUAAUAUGUCUUUCACUGAAAAAUGCAGACACAUUGUACCUUUAAAAAAACAUUCAUAGUACAUAAGCGUAUUAUGAUUGAAACUGCAUUAUUGCUUUUAACGAUGCACACUUAUAGCUGCCACAUGUUUAUUUGGUGCAUCCCCUUCAUAUUUCCUUUGUAUUUGGAGUAGUAAAAGACCGCAUAACUGACUGUACAAACUUUAACUGGGUCUCAGAUUGCAUGCUUUUAUUGGCCUACAAACUUCUGAUUUAGGCAAAAGUAAUGUGUCUUUUAUACCAGUUCCUCUAUAUUAUUAUUAUUAUUAUUAUUAUUAUUAUUAUUA
Molecule: messenger RNA, 1518 nt
Organism: Clarias gariepinus (North African catfish)
Lineage: Eukaryota; Metazoa; Chordata; Actinopteri; Siluriformes; Clariidae
Product: C-C chemokine receptor type 5-like
Exons: 1
Coding region: 101-1003 (300 amino acids)
Biological process (GO): immune response; G protein-coupled receptor signaling pathway; chemotaxis
Cellular component (GO): membrane
Molecular function (GO): chemokine receptor activity
Source: RefSeq, a predicted model, not a curated record